AUGGUUGGAAGGGGAAAUGCAUAUACAAAUUCUAGGGGUAUGAGUGAUCAGGACAUUUCUAAGUACAAGAAGAACUUGGCCAUUCGCGUGUCGGGUUUUGAUGUUCCAAGACCUGUUAAAACUUUUAAAGACUAUGGUUUCUUUGCGGAGCUAAUGAAAGCUAUAGCAAAACAAGCAUGUGAAAAGCCCACGCUAAUACAGUGCCAAGCUUUACCUAUUGUGCUUUCUGGAAUAGACGUCAUUGGAAUAGCCAAAACUGGUUCAGGAAAGACUGCAUCCUUUGUGCUUCCCAUGAUCGUCCAUAUUAUGGAUCAACCUGAGCUUGAAAAAGAAAAGGGCCCUAUUGGAGUAGUAUGUGCACCUACUAGGGAACUAGCUCAUCAGAUAUAUUUGGAAGCUAAGAAAUUUACAAAGGCACACGGGAUUCGCGUCUCUGCUGUUUAUGGUGGAAUGUCUAAACUCGAUCAGUUCAAGGAGCUGAAGGCAUGA
Molecule: messenger RNA, 489 nt
Organism: Fraxinus pennsylvanica
Lineage: Eukaryota; Viridiplantae; Streptophyta; Magnoliopsida; Lamiales; Oleaceae
Source: the annotation of a GenBank genome assembly